Molecule: messenger RNA, 5007 nt
Organism: Cornus florida
Lineage: Eukaryota; Viridiplantae; Streptophyta; Magnoliopsida; Cornales; Cornaceae
Product: RNA-dependent RNA polymerase 6-like
Exons: 4
Coding region: 205-3906 (1233 amino acids)
Biological process (GO): siRNA processing
Cellular component (GO): nuclear RNA-directed RNA polymerase complex
Molecular function (GO): nucleic acid binding; RNA-directed RNA polymerase activity
Source: RefSeq, a predicted model, not a curated record
AACAGUACACACAGUACUCAGCUCUACUCAAGCCAAGCUUCACAUUGCUUCUUUUCUUCAUCACCUCUCUCUCUUUCAAUCGCAUUGGUUGUUCAUCUUUUCUGUCUAAGAUGGUUUCGACGUUUGGUUGAUCGACUCGAAAGGUGGAAUUGGAAAUUAUACAGAUUAAGUGAUUGGGACGUUGGAAAUUUUGUGAGGAGAAAGAUGGCGUGGGAGGGAGCUGAAAAUGACAUGGUGGUAACUCAAGUUAGUGUUGGUGGGUUUGAUGAAUAUGUCACUGCAAAAAUGAUUUUGGAUUACUUUCAAGAUAAAAUUGGACUUGUUUGGAGGUGUAGAUUGAAGACUUCUUCAACCCCUCCAGAUUCAUACCCAAAUUUUGAGAUCGAUGUCGCAAAUGUUCAAAGAACAAAUGAAUAUGAAAAGGUGGAACCUCAUGCCUUUGUGCAUUUUGCAACUCCCGAUUAUGCGAAGUCAGCUCUAGAUGCUGCAGGGCGUUGUGAGCUUAUAUUGUUCAAGAAUCCACUUAAAGUUAGUUUGGGGCCUCAAAAUCCACGUCGCAUGAGUAAGUGGAGAAUAGAUAAUGUUCCUUUUAGAUUUUCUGAUGUCAAGGUUGAGAUCGGACUCUUGGUUAGCCGAGACGAGUUCUUUGUUGGCUGGAGAGGGCCUGGUAAUGGGGUUGAUUUUCUUGUGGAUCCCUUUGAUGGGACAUGCAAAUUCGUGUUCACCAAGGAUACUGCUUUCUCCCUCAAAGGCACAAACAAGCAUGUGGUAAUGAAGUGUGAUUUCAAGGUUGAGUUCUUGGUAAGAGACAUCAACGAGAUCAAACAAAUUGAUGAUAUGUCAUCUUUAAUAAUUUUAUUGCAGCUGGCUUCAUCUCCGCUUCUUUACUAUAGAACUGCAGAUGAUGAUAUAGAGAAUUCAGUUCCAUUUGAUUUGUUAGAUGAUGAUGAUCCGUGGAUCCGAACCACAGAUUUUACACCUAGCGGGGUCAUUGGUAGGUGUAAUACCUAUAAGAUGUCAAUUUCACCUCGCCACGGUUUGAAGCUGAAUAAGGCCCUGAAAUAUCUCAAGGAACGGAGGGUACAAACUGAAAGGUCUAGGCAGCAGCUUAGGAUACAGGAUGAACCUGAUUUUGGGAUGCCCAUGGCAGAUCCUUUCUUUUGUAUUCAAUACAAGGAUGGUGUGUCAUUUAAAAUCAUGUUUUUGGUUAAUGCUGUCGUGCACAAAGGUAUCAUUAACCAACACCAGUUGUCGGACAGGUUUUUCAAUCUGCUGAGAAACCAACUGGAGGAGGUAAAUGUAGCUGCAUUAAAGCACAUAUGCGCUUACAGGCACCCCCUGUUUGAUGCCUAUAGGAGGCUGAAAGUUGUCCAGGAAUGGUUGAUGAAAUAUCCUAAGUUUCUCCAGACACCUAAAGAGUUGGAUGAUAUUGUUCAAGUUAGGAGGCUGGUUAUUACGCCAACCAAAGCCUACUGUCUUCCACCAGAGGUUGAACUUUCCAAUAGGGUUAUCAGGAAUUAUAGAGAAGUUGCUGAUCGGUUUUUAAGGGUUACCUUCAUGGAUGAAGGCAUGCAGACACUUAAUAAGAAUGUUCUUUCCUAUUAUACUGCUCCUAUUGUUAGGGACAUUACAGCAAACUCUUCUCCGCAGAAAACCUCAAUGUUCAGAAGGGUGAAGAGUAUUCUGAGCGAGGGGUUCCACUUAUGUGGUCGGCGAUACUCGUUUUUGGCCUUCUCAGCUAAUCAAUUGAGGGACCGUUCUGCCUGGUUUUUUGCUGAAGACCGGAGAAUUAGUGUGGAUGACAUAAAAAAUUGGAUGGGAAAGUUUACAAACAGGAAUGUUGCGAAGUGUGCUGCUAGGAUGGGACAGUGUUUCUCAUCCACUUAUGCCACAGUUGAAGUUCCAUUCAGUGAUGUUGACUCAAAGCUUCCCGACAUAGAGAGAAAUAAUUAUGUUUUCUCUGAUGGGAUUGGUAUGAUAACACCUGAUCUUGCAAUGGAAGUUGCAGAGAGAUUGCAGUUGACAGUGAACCCUCCGUGUGCUUAUCAGAUUAGAUAUGCUGGUUUCAAAGGGGUUGUUGCCUGUUGGCCAUCAAAAAAUGAUGGUAUCCGGCUUGCCUUGAGGAAAAGUAUGAACAAGUUUGAAUCCAAUCACAAAAUUCUUGAAAUCUGUUCUUGGACUCGGUUCCAGCCUGGAUUCUUAAACAGGCAGAUAGUGACGUUACUUUCUACUUUGAAUGUUCAAGAUGAAAUAUUUUGGAGAAUGCAGGAGUGUAUGAUUUCUAAACUAAAUCAGAUGCUUGUAGACACGGAUGUGGCUUUUGAGGUUCUUUCUGCUUCAUGUGCCGAGCAAGGAAAUACUGCAGCAAUAAUGUUAAGUGCAGGUUUCAAACCUCCAAAUGAACCUCAUCUGCGGGGCAUGUUAACUAGUAUAAGAGCUGCCCAGCUUGGGGACCUCAGGGAAAAGUGUAGGAUCUUUGUUCCGUCAGGAAGGUGGUUGAUGGGCUGUUUAGACGAGUUAGGGAUACUUGAACAAGGCCAGUGUUUUAUUCAAGUAUCAAAUCCUUCGUUGGAAAAUUGUUUUGCAAAGCAUGGCUCUAGGUUUUCUGAAACACAGGCAAAUCUACAAGUGAUUAAAGGUACUGUAAUAAUUGCAAAGAACCCAUGUCUUCACCCUGGUGAUUUGCGGAUCCUGGAGGCAGUCAAUGUUCCUGAGUUGAACCAUCUUUUUGAUUGUCUGGUUUUCCCUCAAAAUGGAGAUAGACCACAUGCAAAUGAAGCAUCAGGAAGUGACCUUGAUGGUGAUCUCUACUUCGUGACGUGGGAUGAAAAUCUUAUUCCUCCGAGUAAGACGAGCUGGAUGCCAAUGGAAUAUGCGCCUGCAGAAGUUAAAGAAUUGCCACGUGCAGUGAAUCACAGGGACAUAAUAGAUUUUUUCUCUAGGAACAUAGUAAAUGAGAACCUGGGUGCAAUCUGCAAUGCCCAUGUGGUUCAUGCUGACCUCAGUGAAUAUGGAGCAUUGGAUGAAAAGUGCAUAAAAUUGGCAGAGCUUGCUGCCACAGCCGUUGAUUUUCCAAAAACUGGAAAGCUCGUGACCAUGCCUUCUGAACUUAAACCAAAAUUGUACCCUGACUUUAUGGGGAAAGAGGAGUUUCAGUCCUACAAGUCAAAGAAAAUUUUGGGUAAACUCUAUCGCCAAAUCAAAGAUGCGUGUGACAAAGAUGAGGUUGCAUCUUCGGAGCUGACAUUUUUUCCUGAAGAUAUUCCUUAUGACACAGACCUUGAGGUUCCAGGAUCCACUGAUUUCAUCGAUGAUGCAUGGACCCACAAGUGCUCUUAUGAUGGGCAGUUAAAUGGUCUUUUGGGACAGUAUAAAGUGAACAGGGAGGAAGAGGUUGUGACUGGGCACAUUUGGUCCAUGCCGAAGUACAGUAGCAAGAAGCAAGGGGAACUGAAAGAGAGACUGAAGCAUGCUUACAGUGCCCUGCGGAAAGAGUUCAGGAAAUUUUUUGAGCGGAUGGAUCCUGAUAUUGAUCAGCCUUCUGACGAAGAGAAGAAUGCCAUUUAUGAAAGAAAGGCAUCUGCAUGGUAUCAGGUCACUUAUCAUCCUAGUUGGCUGAAGAAGUCACUGGAGUUGCAAGAGCCAGAUGGCGCUGGGGAGACAGUGAGGUUGAGUUUUGCUUGGAUCACAGCCGAUUACCUUGCUCGUAUCAAAAUUAGGCGCAGGGAAAUCGGCAGUAUUGACCACAUUAAGCCAAUCGAUUCCCUUGUGAGGAUGGUGGAACAAUUUCUCAUUAGAGCUAAGUGUAUUUUAUUUUAUUAUUAUUAUUUUUUAAUGAAAACAGUUUGGUGUUCUCAAAAGGUUAAUGUUUUGGAUAUAAGGUUGGGAUUGUUGUACUAUAGCUAACAAGUGCCUUGUCUUACUGCUAAUUUGGGUCCAUUGGUCCAUUGUCUUUAAAAAAAUAAAAUAAAAAAAGUAAUAAAAUGAAAAUUGUACUAAAUAUUUUAAACUUGCUUUAACCUUGGAAUUUUGUUUGGAAGAGGUGAUGGCUUGACGCAACCAUAUAUUUUGCUCUAAAUCUUCGUUUUCUUCUGCCUUUUUGAUGGAGAGGAGCAGAGGGUUGGCACUAUUGUGUUCUCGUUAAGUAUAAGAGACACCAUAAGUAUUCAGGAAAAAAUUAAAAAUUCAGUUAAAAAAAAAAAAAGAGACACCAUAAGUAUUCAGGAAAAAAUUAAAAAUUCAGUUAAAAAAAAAAGAGAGACACCAUAAGUAAGGAAAAACAUAUAUUUUAGAGUUGCGGGAAGUUUCUGGAGGAUACAGAUAGGUCCCCUUUGUUAGUAGUAUCCACAUUUCUGUUUCUUAUAGAGUGCCAUGCGUUGGAAGACGUAUGUCCAUUUCCAUACAGUUUAUUUCUGAUUUAUUUGGUGCCAGUGUAAUGAACAUAGUUCUAGGGUCCUUUCUGAGUUUUUUUAGUCUGAAAUUGUCUGCUAUGCUUUAUAAUUUGUAGCUGUCUGGUCGUUUUUUUUUUUUUCAGUUUCAUUUUCUUUGCUGUAGACUUAUAUAAUGUGUUGGCUCAUAAUGAAGUCAUUAUCAGUUACAAAAAAGAAACAUGAAGAGAAAAAAGAGGAGCAAUACACAGCUGAAAAAGUUAGGAAUAUAGAAGAUUUAGUAAAUUGAUUGAAAAUAUACUUUUUUUUCUUUUGUUUAUCAAAAUUUAUGUGGGUAUCUAAUUGACAGAACAAAGUUAAUCAAUUAAAAAGAUGGGGCAUCUUACUCAUUCUAUGAGCAAUUUUAUAUAUUUUGCACUAUACCAUGCUUAGUUUACAUUAAUUAGAGACUAUAGUGGAAGUUGUAACUGCAAAGGUCUUCUAUCAACUAUAUGAUGAAAAGCAGUAGGGUCAGUAAAAAAAUGUGGUUUAGGCUUCUAUAUUCAGAAAACAGCCUGCGGAAUUUUCUUUUAUUCAUUUAUUUAUUUUUUGUGGAUUGUGGGAUUUAGGUCACGACGCU